This is a messenger RNA of Ceraceosorus bombacis, 626 nucleotides long. Lineage: Eukaryota; Fungi; Basidiomycota; Exobasidiomycetes; Ceraceosorales; Ceraceosoraceae. The record is from the annotation of a GenBank genome assembly.
AUGCACUGCAUCAACACCCAGCGCUGGACUUACGACAUUGGUGGUCUGCUCGCCGACUCCAGUCUACCCUGGCACAGUGCUAUUUGGUUGGUGAGUUUCCUGUCUGCGACGCUUCGCUGGCAGCAACGUGUUGAGCUUUCUGGGGCUGAGCCCGUCAUCUUCAUCCGAUCAGUGCUACCUCUCAUCGUCCCUCUCGAGUGUCCCUAGCCUCGGUCAUCAUUGGGCCAUCUUGAAGCACCUUCCUCAACUUCUUUGGCGUCUGGCUAAUCUGCGUUACCCACUCCGGGGCCCGACAUUGCUCCUGGCUCCAUCGCAGGCUUGCUGCUCGCAAAGGUGAGUAGUCUUCGCUUCUUCGGCGCCGUGUAGUGAUGAGUAGCAGUAGAGCAAUUGCUGAGAGAUUUCCGGCUCCCUUAAACAUCACUCUUCUCUCCGCAGGUCGAGUAUGCACACCAGUCCCCGGGGCCCGAAGCAGCAAAUGUGGGCUGCUGUGUACCACCAUCGGUGAGACUGCAAGGUCUUGGCCUGUUGACAGCCUAUGUGCUGAGCGCGUCCCGGUCGACCUGAACAUCGAGAUAUUCAGAGCUUCCUUCGCCGAUCUUGCUCCACAUACUGACGCUUCUGAGUGA